AUGACUUAUUACGCCAAGCAAGAAACGCGUCCAGAGAUUGGAGAAUUCUAUGGGUUCCAUCACGUUCGUUUUUACGUUUCCAACUCAAAGCAAGCUGCUUCCUUCUAUACAUCUCGCUUUGGGUUUUCCCCAGUUGCCUAUGAAGGAUUGGAAACAGGGAACCAGAAAUUCUGUACCAAUGUGGUCCGAAGCAACCAUGUAGUCAUCGCUUUUACCUCAGCUCUCACCCCUGAAGACAAUGAAGUGAAUCGUCACGUUGGCAAGCACAGUGACGGAGUUCAAGACAUUGCCUUUACUCCUCUAUGCAAAAAAAAAAUAAAAAAUUUUUCCUUCACAAUAUAAAUUGUUUUUAAAAAUUUCAUUAGACAAAGAAAUUAGUGUAAGCGACGCAAGAGGGAUGUAUGAAAAAGCGAUAGCUAAAGGCUGCAAAAGCUUCCGUGAGCCACAAGUUUUGCAAGACCAAUUUGGAUCUGUCAUAAUAGCGUCUCUUCAGACUUAUGGAGACACUGUUCAUACGCUAGUCCAAAAUGUCGAUUAUACAGGACCCUUUUUGCCUGGCUUUAGAGCAAUUACAAAAGAUGAUCCUUUAAACUCUGCUUUUCCUCACUCCCCCACCCUUUAAAUUGGAACAAAAUAUCGGUAAAAUUUCCACAUUUUUUGGUAAAUUAACCCCCUUUAAAUUGGAACAAAAUUUAAUUUUAUAGUAAAAAAAUUAUAUAUAAUUUUUAUCUAAAAAGUUUUGAUAUAAGUUAAAUGCUUCUUCUUAACUAAAAUUAAAAAUUUAGUAUAUCUUGCUCUUUUUUAAAGAAAAAAGUAUAAAGAGCAUCUUAUUUAAAUAAAUUUAUUAUCCUUAAUUGCUAAAUUUUAAAAACAAAUUUAAUUUUUUUUUUUAAAAAUUUUCAAAAAAUUUUUUGUUUUUUGGUAAAAAAUGAUAUUUUUUAUUUGGAUAGUUUUGAUAUAAAUUCAAUAGGAAUUCUUUAUAAAAUUUCAAAAUUUACUUAUUCCUUGCUUUAUUUUAAAGAAUAGAGUAUAAAUAGCAUCUAAAUUAGCACUUUGAUCGAUAAAUUUCUAAAAUUUAUUUUUUUUUAAUUUUUUUUAUCAAUAAAAAUAAUAAUUUUUGUGUAAAUAAUUUUGAUACCAAUUAAUAGUGGCGUAUUAACUAAUAAUGAAAAUUUAGUUAUAUCUUGCUUUUUUUUUAAAGGAUAAAGAGUAAAUAGCAUUUCAUUAAACAAAUUUAUUGAUCUAAUUCGAUAAGCUUUUGAAAUGUUUUUUUUUAAUUUUUAUAUAUUUUAUAAAAAAAUUUUAUAUUGAUAUUUUAUUUUAAAAAAAAAAUUAACCCCCUUUUAAAUUGGAACAAAAUUUUUAGUUCCAAUUUAAAGGGGGGGGAGUCAGGUAAAUUAUGAUAUUAUUGAUCAUGUUGUAGGAAAUCAGCCUGGCGGCGAUAUGACUCCUACAGUGGAAUGGUAUGAGAAAUAUCUAGAAUUUCAUCGAUAUUGGUCAGCUGAUGAGUCUGUAAUUCAUACAGAUUAUUCAGCAUUAAGGUCUGUUGUGGUUGCUGACUGGGAUGAAGUGAUCAAAAUGCCUAUCAACGAGCCUGCAGAUGGACUUAGAAAAAGUCAAAUCCAGGAAUAUGUUGAAUAUUAUGGUGGAGCAGGCGUACAGCAUAUUGCACUAAAAGUCAAUGAUAUUAUUUCAGUAAUAAGCACUUUAAGGGCUAGAGGUGUUGAAUUCUUAACCUUUUAUAUAAAAUAUUUAUUUUUUAAAAAAAAAAUUAAUUAUAUAUACCCUUUAUGACAGCCGAAAAACAGUGCACUGGAGGUCUUGGCAUACUACUCAAAGACAGUUCUAAUUGCUUUAAAAAUGCUAUUAAUUCUUUUAUUAUCCCUAAUUUUUUAUUAAAAAUUGGUUCUUUACAAUUUGUUUUUGCCUUUGCAUGGCAUACCAAAAAUUAUAAAAUAAUGUUUGUCAACAGUCUUAAUGUGCAUAUAUAUGCCUAGCGAAGAUCAUUUUCAGGAUAUAGCGGCCAGAGCUGUAGAAUUUGUAAUAAUUCUGUCAAAGAGAUAGAAGUUCCUCCUAAAUAUUACGAUAAUUUAAGAAAAAGACUUGCACACUCUACUGUCCAAAUCGAAGAAGACUUGAGAAGGAUUGAAGACCUUCAUAUUUUGGUUGACUUUGAUGACCAGGGGUAUUUAUUGCAGAUUUUCACAAAACCAGUAGAAGACAGGCCCACACUGUUCUACGAAAUUAUUCAAAGACAUAAUAACAAUGGAUUUGGAAUUGGAAACUUUAAAGCCCUAUUUGAAUCAUUGGAACAAGAACAAGAAAGAAGAGGUAAUUUGGUUUAA
Molecule: messenger RNA, 2345 nt
Organism: Blepharisma stoltei
Lineage: Eukaryota; Ciliophora; Heterotrichea; Heterotrichida; Blepharismidae
Source: the annotation of a GenBank genome assembly